AUGCAUAUUCUUAUCACUGGCGCCGCCGGCUUCAUCGGCCAGCUGCUCGCAAAGGAACUACUGAACGACCCAUCCUACCGCGUCACAUUAACCGAUAUCAACCAACCGCCAAUUCCCAAGGGCGUUCAACAUCCCCAGAAUGCAAAAGCCGUCAAGGCUGAUCUCCUGACCGGGGCAAAGGACAUUGUCGACUCUUCCCUAGAUGGCGUCUACGCCUUCCACGGCAUCAUGUCGUCAGGCUCCGAAGCCAACUUCGACCUAGGCAUGAGCGUCAACAUCGAUGCCACACGCAAUUUGCUCGAGGCACUGCGGCACACUUGCCCAGGUGUGCGGGUCAUCUACUCCUCCAGCCAGGCGGUCUAUGGUCAACCCUUGCCGGAGAUUGUCACCGACAGUGUCAUCCCAACCCCGGAGUCCUCCUAUGGCGCUGAGAAGAUCGUCUGUGAGACUCUGGUGAAUGAAUAUACCCGUCGCAAGUUCAUUACCGGAUUCACGCUGCGGUUCCCUACCAUCUCGGUUCGCCCCGGUGCACCAACCGCCGCGGCUUCAUCUUUCUUGUCGGGUAUGAUCCGUGAGCCUCUUGACGGCAAGAAGUGCAUUAUUCCUAUUGAAGACCGACAGUUCAAGUCGUGGCUCUGCUCACCCAAGACACUUGUGCAGAAUCUUCUUAUCACACUCCGCCUGCCUGCCGACUCGGUUCCUUUGCAUAUUCGCCAGAUUAAUGUGCCUGGCAUUUGUGUCACGGUUCAGGGCAUGAUGGAUGCAUUAGAGAAGGUGGGCGGCAAGGAUGCAUUGGCACUUCUCACGGAAAAAGAGGAUCCUGCAGUGAUUCCGAUUCUGAAGUCUUGGCCGACACAGUUCGAUAAUACUCAGGCUAUUUCUUUGGGCUUCAAGCGUGACGAGUCAUUUGAGCAGACCGUCAGGGAUUAUAAGCAGGAAUUGCAGUGA
Penicillium antarcticum is the source of this 948-nucleotide messenger RNA. Its product is annotated as SDR family oxidoreductase. Lineage: Eukaryota; Fungi; Ascomycota; Eurotiomycetes; Eurotiales; Aspergillaceae. The coding region runs from base 1 to 948 and encodes 315 amino acids. The record is from RefSeq and is a predicted model, not a curated record. The transcript has a single exon.